Molecule: messenger RNA, 1932 nt
Organism: Macrosiphum euphorbiae (potato aphid)
Lineage: Eukaryota; Metazoa; Arthropoda; Insecta; Hemiptera; Aphididae
Source: the annotation of a GenBank genome assembly
AUGGAGAAGGUAUCCGCAUAUAUAGUUUCAAGCUUGGCAAAGAAAUUCGCCUUCCUGAACAUUUUGUCCGCGACUAUUAUUUACUUCCAUGGCGAUGUAACAAAUACUGGUCCAGGGAUCACUGACAAGCCUAUAGAUACGUUACUCAGCCGUUAUGAUUUUAUAAUAGUCGGCGGUGGAUCGGCAGGUGCGGUGCUGGCAAAUAGGUUGACUGAAGUCGAAAACUGGAAUGUACUACUAAUAGAAGCUGGUGGACAUGAAACGGAACUAUCAGACGUGCCUUUGUUGGUUGAAAGCGAGCACCUAUCUGAGAUUGAUUGGAAAUAUAAAACCGAACCUCAGGUUGGCGCGUGUUUGGCUAUGGAUGAUAGAAGGUGUAAUUGGCCUCGUGGUAAAGUUCUAGGCGGGUCCAGCGUUUUAAACAAUAUGCUAUAUGCGCGUGGAAACAAAAAUGACUUUGACGACUGGCUGAAACAAGGCAAUUUAGGUUGGGGGUACAAUGACGUGCUCCACUACUUUAAAAAAUCGGAGGACAAUCAAGACCCGUCCUUGGUGCGUACCCCGUACCAUUCGGCUGGUGGCUAUCUACCAGUGUCUGAGGCGCCGUACAAAACUCCAUUAGCUGAAGCGUUCACCUUGGCAGUACAAGAAAUGGGAUACGGUGUACACGAUACUAAUGGCCAAUAUCAAACGGGUUUUAUGGUACCACAAGGAACCAUCAGAAAUGGUUCGAGGUGCAGUACGGCAAAGGCAUUCUUGAAACCAGCCAGACUGCGAAAAAACUUGCACGUGAUCCUCAACACGACGGUCACACGCAUAACAAUUGAUUAUAUGACUAACAUAACGACCGGUGUCGAAAUGGUAAAAAACAACAUAACCUAUUACGUUCGGGUGCAUAAAGAGGUAUUGCUAUCAGCAGGACCUAUUAAUUCUCCACAGCUACUUAUGCUAUCAGGCAUAGGUCCUGGAAAACAUCUCGCAGAAAUGGGUAUACCCGUUAUUUCCGAUUUAAACGUCGGGAAAAAUCUACAAGACCACAUCGGACUCGGUGGUCUGAUGUUUUUGAUCGACAAAGAGGUGUCACUAACGCAUAAGAGAAGGGAAAACCUGGAUUCGUUACUCAGCUAUGGGUCGAAAGGCGAAGGGCCACUAACGGUCAUGGGUGGUGUAGAAGGAAUGGCGUUUAUUAAUACAAUAAGCAAAAAUCUAUCGGAAGACCAACCAGACAUCGGAUUGAACUUAAUGUCUGGUUCCUCCGUUUCUGGCAUUGGUGGUAUUAAAACGUGGAAAGCUCAAGGGCUAAAAGAAAUGUUUUAUCAAUGGAUGUAUAAAUCGAUUCGUGACAAAGACGUUUGGUCUGCCUUACCAAUAUUGUUGAAGCCCAAGAGCCGAGGCGAAAUACUGUUGCGGAGCGCCAACCCAUUCGACUAUCCCAAGAUCAUUCCGAACUAUUUUACUGAAAGGGAGGACGUGGACACUCUGGUGAGGGGAGUCAAGUUUGUGGUGCAAAUGGCCCGGACUGGGUCUCUCCACAAGUUGGGCAGCGAACUUCACGACAUACCGUUCUGCAGAUGUCAAUCCUUGCCGUGGCAAUCUGGCGCCUACUGGGAAUGCAUGGUCCGGUACUACACCGUUUCCACACACAACCCGGUCGGUACCGCAAAGAUGGGUCCCAAGUGGGAUAAGACCGCCGUGGUGGACCCAGUGCUCCAGGUGUACGGCGUCUAUGGGCUCCGGGUGGUGGACUCGUCCAUCAUGCCCACGAUAGUCAGCGCCAGCUCCAACGCGCCGGUUAUAAUGAUUGCUGAGAAGGCCGCGGAUAUGAUCAAGACCACAUGGCGUGACGAGAUACCGCAACAUAUGUCUAAUGAUAUGGUCGAAUUGUACCCGAGGAUAUACCACAGAAUAUAUAAAUUUAUAUUCGAUAAUUAA